Molecule: messenger RNA, 6809 nt
Organism: Cinara cedri
Lineage: Eukaryota; Metazoa; Arthropoda; Insecta; Hemiptera; Aphididae
Source: the annotation of a GenBank genome assembly
AUGACCGGAUCGUUGCGUCUGAGCGCCCUGCUGUUGCUGUUGCUGUCCCGCUGGGCGUCCGCGGACCUCGAGAAGGGCGAGGACGAGUUCGUCCGCAGCUGGGUCAUCAUCGAGGAACAGCUCGUGCCGCCGUCCAGGGACGAACUGCUGGCCACCGGCGCGGGAACCGUCGGAGCCGCAGCCGCGGGCGCGGCCGCGGGCCGGCGGAUCACGCCCAAGUCGGUGUUUGUCGCGCCAUCGUUCAACAAGUGUUCGGACGGUUACCGGCCGGACAGCAUGGGCCGGUGUGUCAAGGUGGUGAAGCUCAACCAGGCGGCUCAGUGGGACUUCCUGCUCAAGCAGCUCAACUCGAUGUACGGCCCCGGCGCGGCGUUUCCCGUGCAGGGCGCUUCCGCCGCGUACCGGCCGCUUCCGACGGCGCCCGCCGUGACCACCGAAACGUCGGCGCCGAAGACCGACAGUCCCGGCCCUUUUCAGCUAAACAUACCGUUGGGCGGUAUCGACUUACCGUCCUCUAACAAACAGACGGUGGAAACGGUCGACGACGACGAGGACGCGGCCGCAAUCACAACCACGCCGGCCGUGCCGUCCGUCAACCCCGACCCCGGCACCAUGACCACCAGCACCACAUCCGGCAACGUAAUCGCCACCGCCACAGACGCCGAAGACGACGCGGUCAGUCAAACCGCGACGAUGCCGACCGCGGCCACCGACAUCCCGGUCACUACCAGCAGACCGUCGCGACCUUAUCGUAACCGGUACCAGACAAUAUCCGUCACGGACGAGGAUACAGCCACCACUACUUCCGCGUACGACACGACGACGGACGCUAAAACGAAGUAAGUCCGGACGGUAUUACCGAAAUUAGGCGAGGGUGAGUGGCCCACAGUAUUCGUUUUGAGAGACCAUUGUUUUACGAAAAAAAAAAAGAAAAAAAGGUAUUACAGAAAAGGUUUAAAACCACGAUUUCGUGAUCAGGAGACGAAUAAAAUCGUGGAUUUUUUUUUUUUUAAAUCGUUUUAUGAGAACUGUUCGCGUUAACGCCCCUAGUAAAACGCAAAUGAAUUGAACAUAAUCCCCAUCACAGAGUAUUAUCAUAAAUAUCAUUUGUCGUCAACAAGGUACGCGAAUGAGGUGUGGUAGCGGCACACUUUUCCGUACCGAGCGAAAUCGUAAAACUGUUCUGAUAACGCGAGGGAAUUUCGGGAGCCACGUCGUUAUCGCAACACCGCGCUCGUCGGGUCGCACAAUCGCGAUCGUGAUUAAAACGCAAAUUCGUAUUUAAUAAUUUGUUUUUUCACCUCAUUAAGUUUUCAAACGUUUCGAGCGUUUUUCAUUUUGUUUGUUGCUCGUGAGCACUACAGCGCACCCCGAGGAUCCAACUCUGUAUAGGUCUUCUGUCUUUUUUUUUGUAUCUGUCUCGAGGAAAUUGAAAAAAAAAAUAAUAAUAAUAAUAAUUAAUUAUAACGUUGCGUGAAUAACUUCUUGUGCGUAGACGUUGAAAUUUUCAACAGGUACAGAGCAAAACAAAUAAAACGUAUAAAAAAAAAAAUAAAUAAAUAAACAAAUAACAAUGAAACCUUCACUCUAACGAAAAUAACGAAGCAAACACAAAGGAACCUAUAAUACGUGUCGUUUUAAUCACAUCGAAUUUUAUAAGCUCGUUACGUCGCGCGUCGCAAGAGGCUUAUGCGUCAUAAUUUUCGUUUUCAUGUCAAAACUCUGUACGUGUAUACCUACUUCACAUUACACGAAGUAUUUUAUUUAUGCGCCCAAACACUAAUGUUAAGCCAACCCGUAUGCUUCUGCAUUUCGAUUAUUAUUAAAAAAUAAAUAAAAAAAAAAAAAAAUUGUUCUACUCCGUUCGUGAUGUUAUCAAAUAGAUUGUCAUGUUCGUAUUGUGUGCGUGUUCUGAUUUUAAGCGCAGCAAUAGGAAUCGGUUUUCACUGUGAUGUGUGUUGUUUUUUCAGAUUCUGUGUGUGGCGAAGAACGUAUUGGUUUCAUAAAGAUGUUAAAUUUUGUAAUUUCUUUACUUUUAUGUGAACAUUUUUUUCUACUAGUGAGCUUACGCCGAUGUAUACGAUGUAAACACUUUUACGAAAGGAAACCCGACUGGGAAGGUACAUUAAGGAGGUCGUUUUUCGAAAUCCUCUCUCUCCGUAAACGACUUCCGCAUCGAGCGACGCGCCGCGGCCGAAAAAAGAAAACGUCGCCUAGUCUGUCGCGUCGUCUGAGAGAUCAUCGUCUCGUUUUUUUAUAACGUGCUCCGUCUACCGUGCCCCUUCGUCUCCCGCCCCGCGGCUAUUCUUCCCCUCGAAAUUUCAAAUAAAAUGCGACGCGACGCGCGUGGCAUUCCGUUUUUGUCGUUGAGCGCUAUAUUAUGUACGGCGAAUCCGCCGGUUUUUCAGGGAAUUUAAUUAUUUAGACGGGUCGCGUCUGAGGGGAUCACCCACGCGCGACGACGACGUGGGCAACGUCGACAACGUUCUCCUCCACAACCUCCUGUGAUACACACGCUCGGGAGUAAAAAUAACGUUUCGCGUCCGCGGUGUCGUGUCGCCGCGCACCGACCGUUGCGGAACGAAAAAUGCGGACCGCGACGGAGAACGAAAAAUAAUCGGUUAUGAAUAUAAUAACUCGCGGUUUUUUUUAUUUUUUUUUUUGUUUUCUAUUUAUUUUCGGUACGUUCGAUUUGUUUUCCCCUCCCCCCCCCCGCCGAAUCAACUCGCCCGGCCGGCGGUGUCGAGAGAGAGGAGAGAGAUAGUCCGCGCGCGUGCCGCAAACCGAAUCGAAUAGCGCGGCGCGAACAUCGCCGCGGCGGUUCACGGAUCAUCGUAACAUUUUUCGCGCCGGUGUCCGCGCGACCGGGUCGCCAUUAUCGAAUCCGUGCCGAAAAGCGUGGCGAUUCGAAACGAUAAUUUCCAAAUAGAUUCGACCGACAACCGCUAUCGAAAAAGUUCGUUUUCCCGGUCUUUAGCCGGCCGCCGGGCGAGCAUAACAAUUGUGGGACGAACGCGACGAUCAUUUCCCGUAAAAAGCGCCGCGAUUCACGGUAACGGGUCAAGACGGAACGACACGCAAACGCCGUAGUCGAACCGAAACAUUAUUGUCGCCCGAACGGAACGCGUUAUGGUUAUAAAAUCGCUCGAAAAACCGUCGUCCUUCGAGGAAUUAUUAAAAAAAAAAAAAAAAAGAUUUAUUUUACCGCCAUGGGCACCGUCGUCGCAUCAUGAACGUAACAGUCGAUCGAGUAUCACCAUUUUGAAUAUUUAACCGAGUAAUAAAACAACGUAUACCCACUUCGUCGUCAUUAUUGUUAUUUAACAAAAACGAGUUUAAUCGCGUUUUACGUAAACGAGUGUCCAUUAGUACUUUAUAUUGAUGAAAUUCAGUGUCAUGUAUAAUAUCGAUUCUUCUGUUCUUCUUUUUCUUUUUUAAUAAAACACAAAGUGUAGAAUAUUGUACACACGAUGCGCGCGUUUCGUUAAAUUUGCCGGUUUUGAAAAAUAACAAUUUUCACGAUUCGGUCGUCAUUACACCGUAUCCGUACUACAGGAUCGGACCGAACGAUAAUAUCGAAGUUUCACUCCUUAACGCCCGUCCCUGACGUUCGCCGUUCUUUUCAAGCACGUACAAUGGGUUUAUUUAUUCCGGUGACACCCAGCACUCGGGGGGCUUCUUCACGAACAGCGGUUUUCCUUUAGAUCGCGGUCGUUAUCCAACCGUUUGUCCCGGUUAUCGAACGGGGUAUCCAAUCAGCGUGUUUUUCUUUUCCCCAAACGCGUGUUUCACAACGAUUUCCGCGCGUCUACGCCUUACAAAGUGUAAUGUCUCCUCGCCCAUUGUCCCGUCUGUCGGUGGGAUUCCCCGUGAUCUUCUUUCGCGCGCACUAUCGCGUCCGCAGAGGCUUCGAAAUGCCUCGGCCUUCUCGGGCUCAUGCGCGCACGCACUGCACGCGCUAUACACGCCGAGGCUUUGGACGAGAGCCCGCGAAACGUCUAAACAUUUUCGAUUGCCGAAACGACCGACCGAAGUUUUCUAAAGUUCGCGUGAAAUUUGAACCCGUUUGAAAACGAAAAAAUACGCGUGUUUCCGCGCGUAGCGCAUCGCGGUAUUCGCGUUUCCGCAAUAAAAUAAUUAUUCGUAUCGAUCGCGUCACCUCGGAAUAGCUCUGUUAGAAAAUAUUAUUUAUGUAUAUAAAUAUAUAUUUUUUAUUUAUAAUCAUAUUUUCACCGUGCGAAAGUGAACGUACACGACCCUAUCCAGGGAAAUCACGAGAUCGGUACUCGAUCUUUAUAAUUAUUGCGUGCGUCUAAUAAAUACCUAAUCCGUGCGAAAUUUAAACGAUGAUUACCGUUUUCGCGUUUAUGAAUACGAUAAUGAUUUUGCCACGUGUAUUCGACUGUGGCGGUGCGCGAAAAAAAAAAAAAACGAAAUCUCGGGAAAUAAAUAAUUCAUCUAGAGAAUUACAUAUAAGAAAAAAAAUCUCAAUCGUCGUCGCCGGAGACCUCGUCGUAAACUGCAACAGUUUAAUAGUUGUGUGUAUAUUUUAUCAUAAUUUUUUUUUUUUUUAUAAUUUACACUUUUUCACGAUUCCGUGUCAAUAUACUUUCGGAACGCGUUGUCGUCGUCCAGCGUCGCCGUCCGAAUUAAAAUAUAUACGACUUGUUCCGUAUUUACCAUAAUACGAGUAUUUGCAUAGUAUUACCGUAAUAGCAUCGGGAGAGAGAGAGAAAGAGAGAGAGAGAAAAUACCUCUGCAGAACUGUGUCACGUGUGGCCGCGGUUUUGAAAUCUUCGGCACCCGGCCACCUGCGCGAGUACCGACGUGUAAUUUUUCGCACGUAUAAUAAAAAAAAAAACAAUAAUAACGUGUUGGAAAGCCUUAAACAUAUUAUAGGACGGCGGCGCUGCAUUUAUGAUGCAACAUACUCGUAUAUUAUCAUUGUUAUUGUCGAUAAAUUAAAACGCACGAGUGCGUUUAAAACGUUUAUGGGUUCUCAAAGUCCAAGUAUAACCUUUUUGAAGUUCAGGACGAUACGGGAGAACGGGGAAAUAAUUGUAGACGAUAAUAUAUAAGCAUAGCUAUGGAUAAACGAGACCGGCAUCCUAACCUAAUCUAACCUAACCCGACCUCUUGUAGGUCAUUUUUUCCAUCGCUUUAUCUAAUGACACGAUUACUCUCUAAGCGUUGUUACCACCAUUACUAAAUUUCACCGCCCGCCUCUACCUAGAACUGCCUGUCUCCAGUUUUCAACUCUCAGCUUUUCCAAAACCUUUUCUACCCCGCCAAUCCGUCUGUUCUUCUCUUCCUAUAGGUAUUCUUCUUUAAGGUUUCAACACCAUCGCUGCUCGCUGACCGUCUCGUCUUCACCUCUUCUCGGCAUGCGGUCUUAACAUUUAAUCCGAAACAAUAUCCUUAACAUAUAACUUGUUAUUGGUGCUAGUUUCACAAUGUCACACAGCUCUCUAUUGUAUCUCCUUCACGAGUACACCGUUGUUUCAUUAAUGACGGGUCAAAAUAUGUUCCUCCAAAUUUUAUUCUCAAGCUCCUCUCAGCCCGUUUGGUCGUCGGCCAAAUCUCGUGACCAUCAUAUAAUAUAAGAGUUGGUCUAAUAAUAGCUAUGCACACUCUUAUUUUCGUUUUUCCAAAUAACAUUGUUUAGAUGGAUAUCUAUUUCCUUUACCGAAUUAUUCCAGGUGUUUUAGGUUGCACGCAAACAUCUAAAAUCAAUAACGUCUCCUAAAAGGCCUACGGUCACAUAAUUAUAUUAUUAGCCUAACCGUAUUUCGUUUUUAUAUUUUGUCCGCAGGUACGUCGACGGAAGCAGAACGAUGGCCAUCGAAGACUCGCCGAAGACCACCACGGUGAGUUUAGGACCGGCUCCUGCAGUGCAAGUUACUACUACCGCGGAAGGCAUCGCGGAGACGGAAGAACCGGUGACCGACAUGGUACCGACGACGUCGUCGACCGAUGCCGAAAACUUGGAGGACGUGGUCACGGUGUUGGCGGUAAAGGCUAUGAUGAUGGUUCCCCAUAGUACCUCCCCGCCCGUCGGGGUUCCUUACACGACGACCGGCGGUGGAAGGACGCAAGGACUGGCUGCGAUCGAUACAGUCACACCGGAAUACUACGACGACCAACCGGAGAAGCUGACUACGGCCCCCGAACCGGACUGUACGAUCCCAAACGCGCACCUUUACUUCACCGAGUGUGCCGGUUACCGGCAGCAGCAGCAGCACCAUCAACAGUAUCAACAGCAGCAGCAGCAGUUACUACUCCAACAACACCAGCAGCAACAGCAGUUCUAUCAACAGCAGCAGCAGCAGCAGCAGUUCUACCACCAACAACUUCAGCAGCAGCAAGAACAACUUCAACAACAGCAACCUCACGUGGCCACGGCUGUAGUCAAGCGCCCCGUUGGCGAAGGAAACGUCGGAGGGAGUUUUAGCGUCAGGUUUCCGGAAGAGGAUGCUGCGAAUCCGGCGUCAGCGCCAGCGGCGGACAACGUGAACCUGAUCCGGUUUCCGGGCCCGGCCCCGUACCGGACCACCAACAAGAUGUACGAGAGCAGCAGGCACCCAACGUGGUGGCCGACGGGAUGGCCGGAACAACAGCAGCAGCAGCAGAAGCAACAACAACAAUCCGACAACGUGGUCCAGCACCGGCUGCAACACCAUCUGCCCCAGCAGAAACAGGACGUCCGGCUCUGGGAAUUCGGAUCCCGGCUCCCGAAAACGACGACCACGACCACGGCCGUCCCGCCGCUCCCGCCGCAACCGGCCCAGUGGUUCCACAGGUUCUUCUGA